Molecule: messenger RNA, 704 nt
Organism: Adelges cooleyi (spruce gall adelgid)
Lineage: Eukaryota; Metazoa; Arthropoda; Insecta; Hemiptera; Adelgidae
Exons: 9
Coding region: 231-704 (157 amino acids)
Source: RefSeq, a predicted model, not a curated record
CAGAGCUGUUUAACCUUUUCAAAAUUGAAUUUCGUUUUAUUACAUUAAAUUUGCUUAGAAUUAUACAAUGGAGCAAAGCUAAACUAGGUUUUUUUUUUACAGAGGAAUAUGCAAAACAGCUUUUCAUUACAAAUGAAUUCAUCCAGCAAGCUGCUGACGAUACUGAUAAAAUAAUAGGAAAUGCAUUGGAAGUUGUGAUUAUCGACACUGUGUUUCAAUAUGGUCAUGAAAUGGAGAUUCUGAAUAAUAUGUUCGCUACACCCGAACUUGCGGAUCUUGAAAUUAACUCAGAAAAGUUCAUAAAUAUCCAGAAAGCUAUACAAUCCGCAAUAGAUGAAAUAAUACCUGUUAUUUUGCCUGAAACUUCAAAUAUAGAUUUUGUAACAAUGGAUUUGGUACAGCUUGGAAAUAAAAGAAGGCAUUUUACGAGAAACGCUUUAAGAAAAAUAAUCAUCCGUAUACUAAUUGGCAAAGAACCAGGUAUAAAUUUAGACGGGACCUGUUGUCUAAUAGGAUUGUUCAUGAGUACGAAGUAUCCAGUAUUCCAUACAACAACUACUAAGACUGGCGAUAGAAGUACUUGUACCUUAACGAAACAAAAUGAUAGUAACACCGUAUACAGAUCCUUCAAUGGCGAAUUUUUUGAAGUGGACCCCGGUAACGUUGAUAUAAGAAAAAAUUACCUUGUAUUGCAGCUUUUGUAA